Messenger RNA from Microbotryum saponariae, 938 nucleotides. NCBI's taxonomy places the organism in Eukaryota, Fungi, Basidiomycota, Microbotryomycetes, Microbotryales, Microbotryaceae. The record is from the annotation of a GenBank genome assembly.
AUGUUCCGCCUCGCCGUCCGAUCACCCGUCGCCCGAGUGGCCGUUGCCACGCCCCGAAUGGCCACACGCUCCUUCUUGACCUCGUUGCGCCGUCAAUCCGAAGCGGAGCCCAUCAUCCAGGUCAGUCACUCGGUGCGAUGUAGCUCGUCAAGCUGACGCGCGCGUCUUUGCCCGAGAGAGCGACGAGCGACGACAAGCGACCAGCGACCAGCGACCGAGCACGAGCGACCAUCACAACGGAUCGCACAGCUGCUGACACAUUCCCUUCGCACCUCCCCCAGGGCCCCGGAGGUAAACCCGGUCAGGUGCCGACCGAUCUCGAACAGGCGACCGGUCUCGAGCGAUUCGAACUGUUGAUGAAGCUCAAGGGCGAGGAGGCCUUCUCGCUCGACCCGCUCGAGGUCACCCGUCUCGGUACCGUCCAGGACCCCAUCUCGGUCUUUUCUUUGGUGCGUAGGAUUUCAUGCUGGUGUCGGAGGAUGUCGGGGGAAAAGUCCGCGGUGGUGGUAGGACUCGGCGGAAGCGGCAUGCGCAGAGGCGGCAAUUCGCCUCGCCCCAGCGGGGCUUACUCGGGAGCGGUAAGUGUGCUGACGAUACUAUACUCAAACUCUUGGUUGUGGAAUCACAGGACAACACUCGUAUCGUUGGCUGCACGGGUCAGUUGCUUGCUGAGCUGGGUUGAGCCGGACGGGAGGCGGCAACUGACGCGCCCCGCCGUGUGGUAGGCUUCCCCGUCGAUUCGCACGACACGAUCCUCUUCCCUAUCAACAAGGAAAAGCCCGUACGAUGCCCCGAGUGCGGAUGCGGUCAGUCGGCUUGCGGAGAACCGGGUAGUGCUGGGACCCGAGCCGCGGUACUGAGGCUCUCAUCCAUGUCUGCCUCCAGCGUACAAGGUCGACUUCCAAGGUGUCGAGGACCACGGACACGGUCACCAUUAG